This is a messenger RNA of Lodderomyces jiufengensis, 681 nucleotides long. RefSeq names its product imidazoleglycerol-phosphate dehydratase (gene HIS3). The coding region runs from base 1 to 681 and encodes 226 amino acids. The transcript has a single exon. NCBI's taxonomy places the organism in Eukaryota, Fungi, Ascomycota, Pichiomycetes, Serinales, Debaryomycetaceae. Gene Ontology annotation, biological process: L-histidine biosynthetic process. The record is from RefSeq and is a predicted model, not a curated record. Gene Ontology annotation, molecular function: imidazoleglycerol-phosphate dehydratase activity.
AUGACAUCAAAUGGAGAUAUAGCAAGAGCAGCAUUUAUAAAAAGAGAUACAAAUGAAACUAAAAUUCAAAUAGCUAUAAGUCUAGAUGGUGGACCAGUAAAUAUUCCAAAUUCAAUACUACCUAAAUCAGAUCAUAUAGAAGAUCAUGCAAUUCAAGCAACAGGAGGUCAACAAAUAAAUAUUCAAACAGGUAUUGGAUUUUUAGAUCAUAUGUUACAUGCAUUAGCUAAACAUUCAGGUUGGUCAUUAAAAAUUGAAUGUAUAGGAGAUUUACAUAUUGAUGAUCAUCAUACAAGUGAAGAUGUUGGUAUUGCAUUAGGUUUAGCUUUUAAAAAUGCACUUGGGCAAAUCAAGGGAGUCAAAAGAUUUGGUCAUGGUUUUGCACCGUUAGAUGAAGCAUUAAGUAGAGCAGUUGUUGAUUUAUCAAAUAGACCAUUUGCAGUUGUUGAAUUAGGUUUGAAAAGAGAAAAAAUUGGUGAUUUAUCUUGUGAAAUGAUCCCUCAUGUAUUGGAAAGUUUUGCUACAUCUGCUGGUAUAACAAUGCAUGUGGACUGUUUAAGAGGAUUUAAUGAUCAUCAUCGUGCCGAAAGUGCUUUUAAAGCUUUAGCUAUUGCUAUUAAGGAAGCUAUUUCCAAAACUGGUAAAAAUGAUGUUCCAAGUACCAAAGGUGUUUUAUCUUAA